Messenger RNA from Solanum tuberosum (potato), 1254 nucleotides. RefSeq names its product zinc transporter 5-like. The record is from RefSeq and is a predicted model, not a curated record. The coding region runs from base 70 to 1134 and encodes 354 amino acids. Gene Ontology annotation, cellular component: plasma membrane. Gene Ontology annotation, biological process: zinc ion transmembrane transport. Lineage: Eukaryota; Viridiplantae; Streptophyta; Magnoliopsida; Solanales; Solanaceae. Gene Ontology annotation, molecular function: zinc ion transmembrane transporter activity. The transcript is spliced from 3 exons.
AUAUAUUAUAAAUUAAAAGCUUCACCACUUAUUCUUCUUCUCCAUAAAAACAAACAAAACUAAACAAUAAUGAGUCCUCAAUUAUUUCUACUCCUCAAAAUCACAACCCUAUCAAUCCUUGUACAACCAACCCUAAUCUUAGCAAAUUGUACAUGUGAACCUCAAGACAACAAAUAUAAUCAUCAAACUAAACACAAAGCCGCCUUAUCCUACAAACUUAUAGCCAUAUCUUCAAUCCUUUGUUCAAGUGCACUUGGAGUCAUCCUCCCAAUCCUCUUAAAAAACUUCAAAUCAUUGCAAAAAAAUGACUAUUCAUCCCUUCAAUUCUUGAUAAAGGCGUUCGCGGCGGGAGUGAUCUUAGCCACGGGGUUUAUACACAUUCUUCCUGAUGCAUUUGAGAGCUUGACUAGUCCUUGUCUUAGUGAAAAUUUAUGGGGGAGUUUUCCAUUUGCUGGAUUUGUUGCAAUGAUGUCUGCUAUAUUUACUUUGAUGAUGGAGUCAUUUGCAACUGGUUAUCAUAGAAGAGCUGAAUUGAGAAAAGCUCAGCCAGUCAAUAUUGGAGAUGAUGAUGAACAAGGACAAGGACAAGAUGAGCAUAUUGCUCAUGGUCCACAAAUUUUGCUAGAAAGAUCUGAUUCUUCAAGUCUUAUGAGACAUAGGUUAAUAUCACAGGUUUUGGAAUUGGGAAUUUUGGUUCAUUCUGUGAUUAUUGGGAUUUCCCUUGGAACUACAGAAAAUCCCAAAACAAUUAAACCUCUAAUAAUAGCUUUGAGUUUUCAUCAAUUUUUUGAAGGCAUGGGACUUGGUGGCUGUAUUUCCCAGGCAAAGUAUAAGGCAAGAACAAUUAUAAUUAUGGUAUUAUUCUUUACUGUUACUACUCCAAGUGGAAUAGCUAUUGGAAUGAUGAUAUCAAAAGGUUACAAUGAGCAAAGCUCAACAGCACUAAUUGUACAAGGAGUUCUUAAUUCAGCAUCAGCUGGAAUUCUUAUUUACAUGGCACUUGUGGAUCUUCUUGCAACUGAUUUUAUGGACCCUAAAUUAUACACUAGUUUCAAACUCCAAAUAAGUGCAAAUGUAUCACUUGUCUUGGGAGCUGCUUGUAUGUCAUUAUUGGCAAAAUGGGGUGGCACAUAAUUUCAAUAGAUAAAUUAUGUAUAUAGGAGUAAUUUUUAUUGGAAGAAGAAUAUACUAGUCGUUUGUCGUUAAUUAUGAUAUGAUUCAUUAGCUAACGGAAAGAGUUGGUUGAAUCUUAAA